Penicillium subrubescens is the source of this 1062-nucleotide messenger RNA. Its product is annotated as FAD-dependent oxidoreductase. The record is from RefSeq and is a predicted model, not a curated record. Bases 1 to 1062 code for a protein of 353 amino acids. The transcript has 3 exons. Gene Ontology annotation, molecular function: D-amino-acid oxidase activity; FAD binding. NCBI's taxonomy places the organism in Eukaryota, Fungi, Ascomycota, Eurotiomycetes, Eurotiales, Aspergillaceae.
AUGAGUGAAUGCGACCAAAAUACCAACACCUGUCCGAUCCCAUUCUCCCAGCGCCCGAUCAUCAUCCUAGGCGCCGGCAUCAUCGGAUGUGCCGCAGCUCGCCAGCUACUACUUCAAGGCUUUCACGUCACUCUCGUCGCGGAAUUCUUGCCUGGGGAUCAAGAUAUCAAUUACGCCUCGGCCUGGGCAGGUGCUGCCUGGCAUGCAGCAGGGAGCAUCACUCCCGAUCAGCGUUACCUUCAGGCUGUGACCCAUCGUGUGUUGCUUCAGAUGGCCCGGGAACCGGCAUCGGGGGUCAGUCUAGUCGAUUCUCGAGAGUACCUUGAACAAGAACCGACCCCCGAUUCCGCCCUUUGGGGGAGGACUGUCGUGUCCAGGUUCCGGAACUUGUCUCCAGAGGAAUAUCCAUCAGAGUUUGCCUGUGCCUGGGCGUAUGAGACACUUGUCACCGAUCCCACUCGCCACAUGCCCUAUCUGAAAAGACAGAUCCAGACGAUGGGCGGCCGUUUCAUCCGCCGCAAGGUCGAAUCACUGCACGAGCUAUACGGCAUGUUCCUAGACUCGCGGGUUUUCAUCAACGCCAGCGGGCUAGGCAGUAAGACUCUGGCAGAUGUCCAAGACGAUCGCUGUUUCCCCGAACGGGGCCAAAAUGUCUUUCUACGAACUGAUAAGUGCCAAACUAUGUACUUUCGCAAUGGGCAAGAGUAUACCUAUGUGAUUCCCCGGCCAUACUCGGGAGGUGUGGUAUUGGGUGGCGUCAAGCACCAAGAUAACCUGUCUCCCGAUGUCGAUCUCGAUAUUGCUCGAGAUGAAAUUGCCCGCGCACAUCGAUUAGCACCCGAUGUGGUCCCCGCAAACCCGCCCGAGGACGCGAUCAGUCAUAUCAUUGGCAUUCGUCCGUCUCGAAAAGGAGGAUUUCGACUUGACUCCGAGGUACAAGGUUCACGAACCCUCCUCUCGGCUUAUGGAUUUGGAGGCGGUGGAUAUGCUUUUUCAUAUGGCGUUGCGGACGCGUUGGUCAAGAUGGUGGAGCAGACUGAGCGCGACCAUGUCAUUGUUUAG